Aspergillus eucalypticola CBS 122712 is the source of this 609-nucleotide messenger RNA. RefSeq lists its product as uncharacterized. The record is from RefSeq and is a predicted model, not a curated record. The coding region runs from base 1 to 609 and encodes 202 amino acids. The transcript is spliced from 3 exons. Lineage: Eukaryota; Fungi; Ascomycota; Eurotiomycetes; Eurotiales; Aspergillaceae.
AUGGAAGACCCAGCAUCUGAAAUCACACCUAUAAUCCACCACCUCACGCAAGCUCCCCCAGAUGACCAACAACGAACCAUUCAGAAAUACUUCACUCCCAGCGCAGCCUUCAUCCACCCCUUCUGUCGCGUCUGGCCCUAUCCCGGGAGUCGCUGGUUCAUUGAGAGGAUCUACCAAUGGUACAAGAUCAUGUCGCCGCGGAUUGAGCUGGAGGUGCAUUCCGUAGGAGUAGCUAACAACUUCGAUCUCAACAUAGCAUACGACAAACCUAACCAAAAGCUCUACCUCCAAAUGUCCCAGCUUUUCUCCAUUUGGGCCAUUCCCUUCCACCACGCCCAUGUACAUCUAACCACGGUCUUGGAUCUCACUACGGACAGCGAAGAUAACCGCACGCCACGGACAGGGUCCGGCAAACGGUACUACAUCAAACAGCAGGAGGACUUUUACCAGACGUCGGAGUUUGUCAAGUUUGUAGCGCCGUGGGGAGGGGGCUUGCUGGUCACUAUUUGGCAGUUGCUGGCGACGGUAUUUUGUGUGUUUGGGGUGGUGCUGUUCUGGCCUGUGUUGUGGUUGGAGGAGAGGCGGUUGGUUGGUAAUGGAAAGAAAUGA